AUGGAGGAAACGGAUCCGCGUGCCGAUUCACUUUACAACGUGAAAAAGGCGACUGCAUUUCCAAAACGUGUGGACGGAGUGAAUUACCGCUGUACAUCAGCCGAAGUAAACACGCAAGAUUGGAGCAAAGAGUACCUGGAAGGGACCCCUCCCACUCCUUCGCCCUCAGCUAUUGCUACAUCGCCGGAAUCGUUCCAGGCACAGGACUAUCUGAAACUGAAACAAUAG
This is a messenger RNA of Gongylonema pulchrum, 228 nucleotides long. Lineage: Eukaryota; Metazoa; Nematoda; Chromadorea; Rhabditida; Gongylonematidae. The record is from the annotation of a GenBank genome assembly.